ACUAGGGCGACGGCCGGACGCCUCCGCGUUACGGGAUGAAUUAACGGCGGGUUCCGCACGGAGGUUGUGACCCCUACGGAGCCCCAGCUUGCCCACGCACCCCACUCGGCGUCGCGCGGCGUGCCCUGCUUGUCACAGGCUGAAAAACAGAGUGGGUACUCUCUUCUGGGAAGCUGGCAACAAAUGGAUGAUGUGAUAUAUGCAUUCCAGGGGAAGGGAAAUUGUGGUGCUUCUGAACCCAUGGUCAAUUAACGAGGCAGUUUCUAGCUACUGCACGUACUUCAUAAAGCAGGACUCUAAAAGCUUUGGAAUCAUGGUGUCAUGGAAAGGGAUUUACUUUAUACUGACUCUGUUUUGGGGAAGCUUUUUUGGAAGCAUUUUCAUGCUGAGUCCCUUUUUACCUUUGAUGUUUGUAAACCCAUCUUGGUAUCGCUGGAUCAACAACCGCCUUGUGGCAACAUGGCUCACCCUACCUGUGGCAUUAUUGGAGACCAUGUUUGGUGUAAAAGUGAUUAUAACUGGGGAUGCAUUUGUUCCUGGAGAAAGAAGUGUCAUUAUCAUGAACCAUCGGACAAGAAUGGACUGGAUGUUCCUGUGGAAUUGCCUGAUGCGAUAUAGCUACCUCAGAUUGGAGAAAAUUUGCCUCAAAGCGAGUCUCAAAGGUGUUCCUGGAUUUGGUUGGGCCAUGCAGGCUGCUGCCUAUAUCUUCAUUCAUAGGAAAUGGAAGGAUGACAAGAGCCAUUUCGAAGACAUGAUUGAUUACUUUUGUGAUAUUCACGAACCACUUCAACUCCUCAUAUUCCCAGAAGGGACUGAUCUCACAGAAAACAGCAAGUCUCGAAGUAAUGCAUUUGCUGAAAAAAAUGGACUUCAGAAAUAUGAAUAUGUUUUACAUCCAAGAACUACAGGCUUUACUUUUGUGGUAGACCGUCUAAGAGAAGGCAGGAGGCAGAGCGAGGGAAGUAAAGGACCACUUCAAGGAGAACUACAAAUCACUGCUCAAGGAAAUCAGAGAGGACACAAACAAAUGGAAAAACACUCCAUGCUCAUGGAUUGGAAGAAUCAAUAUCGUGAAAUUGGCCAUACUGCCCAAAGCAAUUUACAGAUUCAAUGCUAUUCCCAUUAAACUGCCGUUGACAUUCUUCAUAGAAUUAGAAAAAACUCUUAAAAUUCAUAUGGAACCAACAAAAAGCCCAUAUAGCCAAGACAAUCUUAAGCAAAAAGAACACAGCUGGAGGCAUCACAUUACCUGACUUCAAACUAUACUACAGGGCUACAGUAACCAAAAUAGCAUGGUACUGUUACAAAAACAGACACAUAGACCAAUGGAACAGAAUAGAGAACUCAGAAAUAAGUCCGUGCAACUACAGCCAUCUGAUCUUUGACAAACCUGACAAAAACAAGCAAUGGGGAAAGGAUUCCCUAUUUAAUAAAUGGUGCUGGGAGAACUGGCUAGCCAUAUGCAGAAAACUGAAACUGGACCCCUUCCUUACACCUUAUGCAAAAAUUAACUCAAGAUGGAUUAAAGACUUAAAUGAAAAACCCAAAACUAUAAAAACCCUAGAAAAAAAUCUAGGCAAUACCAUUCAGGACAUAAGCAUGGGCAAAGAUUUCAUGAUGAAGAUGACAAAAGCAAUUGCAACCAAAGCAAAAAUUGACAAAUGGGAUCUGAUUAAACUAAAGGGCUUCUGCACAGGAAAAGAAACUAUCAUCAGAGCAAACAGACAUUCUACAGAAAGGGAGAAAAUUUUUGCAAUCUAUCCAUCUGACAAAGGUCUAAUAUUCAGAGUCAACAAGAAACUAAAACAAAUUUACAAGAAAAAACAACCCCAUUAAAAAAGUGGGCAAGGGACAUGAACAGACACUUCUCAAAAGAAGACAUUUAUAUGGCUAAUAAACUUAUGAAAAAAAGCUCAACAUCACUGAUCAUCAGAGAAAUGCAAAUCAAAACCACAAUGAGAUACCAUCUCACACCAGUCCAAAUGGCAAUUAUUUAAAAGUCAUGAAACAACAGAUGCUGGCAAGGCUGUGGAGCGAGAGGAAUGCUUUUACAUUGUUGGUGGGAAUGUAUAUUAGUUCAACCAUUGUGUAGCUGGGACUACAGGCGUCCACUACCACGCCCGGCUAAUUUUUUUGUAUUUUUAGUAGAGACAGGGUUUCACCAUGUUAGCCAGGAUGGUCUCGAUCUCCUGACCUCAUGAUCCACCCGCCUCAGCUUCCCAAAGUGCUGGGAUUACAGGCAUGAGCCACCGCGCCCAGCCAAGGAAAUAUCUUUAUAGAUGUCUUCUUGUGUACCUGUGUAAGAAUUCCUUUGGGAUAUACAGUCAUGCAACACAUAAUGACGUUCUAGUUAGUGGCAAACCACAUAUAUGAUGGCAGUCUCAUAAGAUCAUAAUGGAGCUAGAAAAUUCCUAUCACCUGGUGACAUCAUCACAUGUUUGUGAUGAUGCUGAUGUAAACCACUAUGCUACCAGUUGUGUAAAACAGUAGCACAUAAAAUUAUAUACCGUAAUGAUAAUGACUAUGUUACUGAUUUACAUAGUUACUGUACUAUACUUUUUAUUGUUACUUGAGUGUAUUCCUUCUGCUUAUAGUAAAAGCAGUAAAACAGCCCCAGGCAGGUCCUUCAGGAGGUAUUCCAGAAGAAGGCAUUGCUGUCAUAGGACAUGACAGCUCCAUGCUUGUUAUUACCUCUGAAGACCUUGCAGUGAGACAAGAUGUGGAGGUGAAGACAGUGAUAUUGAUGAUCCUGACCCUGUGUAGGCCUAGGCUGUGUGUGUGUGUGUGUGUGUGUGUGUGUGUGUGUGUGUGUGUGUGUGUGUGUGUCUUAAUUUUUAACAGUUUUUUUUAAAAAAGUUUUUAUAAUUAAAGGUUAUGGAAUCAGGAUAGAAAGAAAGUCUUUUUGUACAACUUUACAAUAGGUUUGUGUUUUAAGCGAAGUGUUAUAAAAGAGUCAAGUUUUAAACAUUUAGAAGUUUACUCACACCUGUAAUCCCAGCACUUUGGGAACCCGAGGCAGGUGGAUCACCUGAGGUCGGGAGUUCAAGACUAGCCUGGCCAACAAGUUGAAACCUUGUCUCUUCUAAAAAUACAAAUAUUAGCUGGGCGUGGUGGCAGGUGCCUCUAUUCCCAUCUACUUGGGAGGCUGAGGCAGGAGAAUAGCUUGAACCUGGGAGGCGGAUGUUGCUUGCACUCCAGCCUGGGUGACAGAGUGAGACUCCAUCUCAAAAAAAAAAAAAAAUUUAUAAGUUUAGAGUAAAAAAGUUACAGUAAGCUAAGGUUAAUUUAUUAUUGAUGAAAGUUUUUUAAUAAAUUUAGUGUAGCCUAAGUGUACAGUGUUUAUUAAAGUCUACAGUAGUGUACAGUGGUGUCCUAGGCCUUCACAUUCACUCACCCUCACUCACUGACUCACCCAGAGCAACUUCCAGUCCUGCAGACUCCAUUCAUGGUAAGUGCCCUGUAGAGGUAUACUAUUUUUUAUCUUUUAUACUGUAUUUUUACCAUACCUUUUCUAUGUUUAGACACACAAAUACUUAGCAUUAUGUUACAAUUGCCAACAAUAUUCAGUACAGUAACAUGCUGUACAGGUUUGUAGCCUAGGAGCAACAGGCCAUACCAUAUAGCCUAGGUGGGUCAUAGACUAUAUACUGUCUAGGUUUGUGUGAGUAUGCUCUAUGAUGUUCCCAUGACAAAAAAAUUGCCUAAAGACACAUCUCUCAGAACAUAUCCCCGUCAAGUGACACAUAGUUGUAUGUCCAAGAGUAGAACUGCUGAGUCAUAGGGUUUGGUAACCUUAAUUUGACCAGCCCCAAAUUAUACUACAUAAUAGAUACUCCCCUCUAAACACCCACUGGCAAUGCACAAGGGUGCCUGUUUCCUCUCAUUCCUGUGAACACUUGGUAUUAUCCAGCUUUCUACUCUUUGCCAGUCAAAUAGGUAUAUUUUAAUUUGGUUUUGUCUGAUUACAAAGGAUUUUCACAUGCCUGAUAUUUUCUGGGUUUCCUCAUCUAUUCAUUGCCUGUUUAUAUCUUGUCUGUGUUUCUAUUGGGAUUACUAUAGUGACUUGUUAAUUCGCACUAGUUCUUAUGUUCUAGAUAUAAUCCCUUGUUGAAUUUUAGACAUUGCAGGUAUGUUCUAUUUUAUUACAUAUUCAUUGAACAGAAAUUCCUGGUGUAAUCAAAUUAAGAAGUUUUUAUCUUACGACCUAUGCUCUUGAAGUCUGGUUUUUAAAAACCUUUCUUGUUACUUGGUCUCCAUUUUCUUUUGUUAAUUGUAUAAUUAUGUUUUACAUUUCAGCUUUAUCCAUCUGGAGUCCCUUACAUGUGUUGUUUGGUGUGAGGAUCUGGUUUUAUUUUUCUCCAACAGUGUGUACUUAAUCUGUUAUUCUCCAUUGAUUUGUGAUGUUACCUUUAUCAUAUAUUAAGUCCCCAUAUAUUCAUGAGAAUGGCUUUGAACUCUAUUCUGAUACUUGUUUUUCCACAACCACUUGAUUCUUUUAGAAUGUAUUUUCCAUAGUGAAGACCCAGUUUCUUCUAAAUCUCAAGGAACUAGUUUAUGCAUGUGUUAUACCAGGAUAGCCUUUUUGUGUGCAUAACUGUUUAGGCAUUUCAGCCCACAGUGAUCCUGUCCUCCUUUGAACUCAUAGUGUUCAUUCUCUACUACACUCACCUCACUUCUCUUAAAAUUUUCUAUUAACUUGUAUUCGUUUCCUGUGUUAUUACUUAACUUUUCACAUAUUUAUAUGUUGUACUUCAACUAGAUUAUAAACUUCUAAAAGGCAAGGAUUGCUUCCAUGUCUUUAAAUCUCCCAUGGUAGCUGUAGCUAGCACAGGACUUAAAAUCAUUAUCAUAAGCAUGAUUUAGUGAGCAAUUAUUAAACUCUUUAUUGAUACUUUUGAUGUGAUGAAUGCAUGUCUUAACAUAAUUUUAAGCACAUAAAGGCAAUGACCGAUUUUUGAAGGAUAUAGGACAAAUAUGCAGUUUCUACAUGUACAAAUUGAACAUAGCCAUACCCCCUGCAUUUUUCUAAUAACUAGACUUUGUCACAUAUUACUUCCUCUAUUUCUUAAAAGGUUUUAGUUUACUAAUUUUUUCGUUCCUUCUUUAGUAAUUGCAUUUUUUUUUUUAGGUUUCCUUAAUAAACCCUGUGAAAAGCAAUGUGCUAAAUAAAUUAUAUGCAGGGCAAAGCAAUACAUUAUAAUUAGGCAUUCCAUUAUUGAAUUGAUGCCUCUGGCUUCUCAUGGUCUCUGUCUAAUCCUGAAACAAAUUCUUUUUGUGGACAAAUAUUAGCCUAUAAUAAUUAUUCAUCUAAGCUAACGCUUUUCAUUAAAUCUCCUUCUGAUUAAGAUAGCUCCAUAAGUACAGACUGAUUUAAUUUAACAUGAUUUAUCCACUUGUGUAUCAAGGUCUGGUGGAAAUUGUUUUUAACACCAGAGGAUUGUGAAUAUUAAGAUCAUCUUUAUAUUAACAGAUCUCUCAGGUAUUUAAGACCUUGUUGUUUGAAUAGUUAUAUAAGCCUAGGUCUGAUGUCACUCUGCUAAAUUCAAGAGUAUCACAAGUGCUGUAACAGGCUGUCAUUAAAAACAAUAUGGAUUCUGUUUUAUAUUAUAAUGUUGGAGCUUAGAGUUAGUACAUUCUUGUGUUACUUGGGUUUGGGAAUCAAUUUUCAUUCCAGCUGGUUGGUCCAACACAUUUAAUGUCUUUUCUGUUUUACCAGAAGUUCAGUGUUAUUAAAAACAAGUAAAUCAUAGAUAUAUAUUCUGAAUUAAGGGUCUCCACGGACAUGAAUAUAACUUUUUAAAAAAUUUCUUGGACUUAACUGUUAUUAUUUCCUCACCUGUUACCAUCCUUGUGCUUUUCUUCAGUUUUUUUAAUGCUGGCUAUGUAAUAGAUACCAAACACUGAGUUUAAUUUUGUUUUUUUUUCACUUCUUCCUUGAUCAUCUUUCCCCCAAUAUUCCUCCCUUAAUUUGUUAAAUUCUGGCUUCACCACUGCUCUUCUACUUUUAGCUUUUUUUUUUUUUUCCUAUCAGUAGUCAACAGACUCAUUAGCAUUUUUCUUCUGGCCUUUUUGUCCAUUUUUUUUCUUUUUGGUCCUUUUAUAGUCUUUCCUGCUUCAUUAUAUAUGCAUGAGAAAGUUUGCAUUGCUCUAUGUGAACAUGAUAAAGCUACAUGAAUUAAUUCUAUGAAACCAAAGCAUAUAUUCUAAUUUGCUGCAACCAAAAAUUCUUGAAAAUAAACUAUAUAAUGUCCUAAUUAUAAUUUAGCUCCAGUUUUAGGAAAUCCCAGAGAACAGAGAGUGUGUGUGUAUACACUCACACUUUCAGUUGAGGGUGAAAGAGAGUGCCAUGAAAGCAAAAGGAAAGGCAUUCUAGCAUGUGGAACUUUCUGAGGUCCCAUUUCCAGCCGUAUCCUCUUUAUUUUCAGGUUUCUAAGAGUUGUUAACUGUUCUUUCUCUCUCCCCCUGACUCUGCUCUGCCCCAUGUGUGCUGUUCUCAGAAGACAGUGGUGUGUAUGGUAGGACCCUGAGUCAGUAGGCUGAAGACUUACAGAAAGAAGGUACCUUGGAGUCAGGACUGGAAGCUGAGGGAUAACAGGCCAAGUCAGGCUGAGAUUCUUAACUGGUCUGGGCUCUGGGCAUAGCAGCAAAGAAGAGCUUACUUCAUCUGGGUCAGCUGAGGGAAGUGGUUCAUGAACCGCUUAGCAGACCACUUGAACUAAUAGGAGGAGGAUGACGCAGAACUCAAGUGAAGUACUGUGGUCAUUUGCAGAAGAGUUUCUCCUGGGAGGAGGUCAGAGUAGAAAUGGGCGUAUCAUGCCCAUAAGGCAGCAAUUACUGUUUUCAGAGCCGUGUCUGCACUGAUGGAAAUGCCAGCUCUGUGAAAUUUUUUUCAAGCUGGUGGGACUCCCAUGUGUCCUGUGGAUAGAAAGAAAAAAAAUAGCACAGUAGAAAAUGAAGCUUUCUUUUCUGUGAGGAAAAGACUUUCUGUGAGGAGGUUGGUGGUUCUAUUUAAAGACACAGUCUUGAGAGUUGAUUAGGAAACAAGUACUUCUACAGUAAUACCUUAAUUAAUGAAGAGGCUAUAUUCGGGAAUGUUUAAUGAAGUUUCUGUUGUUAUCAGAGAGAAAAUGAAGCAAGCACAGGGGAUUGCAUUCCAGAAUGUCAGGAAAGAAUUUCAGUUUAAAAACAACACUGUAUGUUUAACAUCGUCAAAUAUGCCAUAACUAAAGAGUAUUUAUAUCACGGUUUGAAGGGAGAGGGAGAGAGGAGCAUAUCAAACUAACAUAAGCUCCUUAAACCUAUAAAAGGCACCUAUCAUCAUUGAAGAGGUCUCUAGCUUCCUGUCCUUGUGGCGCCCUGUGCCUAUUCAGAUGUUGGUCAUUUAGUGCUGUUGACCUACUGUUAACACCACAUACAUGUGACCUUGACUUCCCAGUAUAUCCUCUGAAACAUUAUUAUCUCAGCUUGCCUGACAACUCAUGAAGAACCCCAGUGCUUUAACAAUAAUAUAGUGAUUGCACAGAUUGCAAGUAGCAGAACUACAGAGUAUCUAAGGCUUGGCAAAGAAUGUCUCAUGUCCAGAACAGAAGCACAAAUUCCUGUCUGCCUUCUCUGCUAUGGUCUGAGGGAUCAUUAAUCACAAUUACUUUCCAGCGACAGUCUCUCAUAAUGCACCUUUCUACUGCAGGCUGUUAGGGAAGGCUCUAUUCUUAGGCUCUCUGCCAAGAAGUACCCCAGAGACAGAAGCUCAGCUCAGUUUCCCCUUUUCUGCUUAUUCAAUUUAUAUAUUUCCUGAGCUCACUGAAGCAGCACAGGAAUACACCAAUGAAUAAAAUAAACAAAAAUUUAGACAAUAAGUACGUAAAAUUUAUAGUAUGUCAGAUGAUGGGGCUUACAGAGAAAAUAAAUCAAGGAAGAGGGAAGACUGAAGUAGGGUAGUCAGGGCUCCCCUGAAAAGAGGAAUUUGGGGGAAGAGGAUCCCUAGUAGAAGGAACAAUAACGUGCCUGAGAUGAGAAUGUGCCUAGUGUGUUCAAAGAAGAACAAGAGAUGCAGUGUGGCUAGACCAGAUCAAGUCACAUGAGCAGUAGCAGAGAAUGAGGGCAGAAAGGUAAAUGUUUGCCAGAUAGGCCACCAUGGGAGUUUGGUGUUCUCUCUGAGAUGGGCAGCCACUGGGGAGAAGGGGUGAAGGGGGAGGGGUUAUAAGAUUGUGACUGACAUUAUUAAAGGAUUACUCUGGCUGUAAUGUUAAGAAAAAUCUGUAGGUCGGGCAGGUGGGCAAACAGAGAAACCAAUUAGAAAGUUAUUUGUAAUAAUGCAGGAAAGAGAAGUGGAGAGUGAGGUAAAAUUAGUGAGGUUGCAAAAAAUGGCUGGAUUCUAGAUACAUUUUAAGGUGGAAGUGUAGGGGUGGGUUGCCCCUACACACCUGUGGGUGUUUCUCGUAAGGUGGGACGAGAGAUUUGGAAAAGAAAAAGACACAGAGACAAAGUAUAGAGAAAGAAAUAAGGGGAACCGGGGAACCAGCGUUCAGCAUAUGGAGGAUCCCGCCAGCCUCUGAGUUCCCCUAGUAUUUAUUCAUCAUCUGUGGGUGUUUCUCGAAGAGGGGGAUGUGUCAGGGUCACAAGACAAUUGUGGGGAGAGGGUCAGCAGACAAACAUGUGAACAAAGGUCUUUGCAUCAUAGACAAUGUAAAGGAUUAAGUGCUGUGCUUUUAGAUAUGCAUACACAUAAACAUCUCAAUGCUUUACAAAGCAGUAUUGCUGCCCACAGGUCCCACCUCCAGCCCUAAGGCGGUUUUUCCCUAUCUCAGUAGAUGGAGCAUACAAUCGGGUUUUAUACCGAGACAUUCCAUUGCCCAGGGACGGGCAGGAGACAGAUGCCUUCCUCUUGUCUCAACUGCAAGAGGCAUUCCUUCCUCUUUUACUAAUCCUCCUCAGCACAGACCCUUUACGGGUGUCGGGCUGGGGGACGGUCAGGUCUUUCCCUUCCCACGAGGCCAUAUUUCAGACUAUCACAUGGGGAGAAACCUUGGACAAUACCUGGCUUUCCUAGGCAGAGGUCCCUGCGGCCUUCCGCAGUUUUUGUGUCCCUGGGUACUUGAGAUUAGGGAGUGGUGAUGACUCUUAAGGAGCAUGCUGCCUUCAAGCAUCUGUUUAACAAAGCACAUCUUGCACCGCCCUUAAUCCAUUUAACUCUGAGUUGACACAGCACACGUUUCAGAGAGCACGGGGUUGGGGGUAAGGUUAUAGAUUAACAGAAUCUCAAGGCAGAAGAAUUUUUCUUAGUACAUAACAAAAUGGAGUCUCCUAUGUCUACUUCUUUCUACACAGACACAGUAACAAUCUGAUCUCUCUUGCUUUUCCCCACAUGGAAGCAAUAGGAUUUUUUGAUGGGUCGGGUGUGGAGUAUAAGAAAAUGAGAGGGAACUAGUGUGACUGCAAGGUUCUUGGCCUCAACUGAAGGAAAGGCAGUUUUGCCUUUUAACUGCAACAAAGACUGUGGUAAGUACAGGUUUUGGGGGAAAGGCCAAAAAGCAGUUCCAUUUAAGCCAUGUUAAGUUUGAGCUACUUAUUAGAUAUCCAUAGGGAGUUAUGAAAUUAGUAAAUAUGUGAGUCUAGAAAGGAGAGAGGCAGGAGAUACACAUUUGGUAGGCAUGACCACAUAUGAUAUUUAAAGCUGCAAGACUGAAAGAGAUCACCUAAGGAAUGAGUGUGGAUGGAGAAGAGUAAGAUCCCAGCCUAGUUAAUAGUAGGCAGUACAAUAUUAGGGAUCGGAGAACCAGGCCAUCCACAAAGAAGACUUCAGAGUGGCCUGUGAAGUUGGGGAAAAGCCAAGAGAGUAAGGUGACCAGGAAGCCAAGAGGGAGGGAGGCAUUGGAUUUGGUACAUAAAGGUCACCGAGGACAGUUCUGGUGGAAUGAUGAGGGCAGAAGCUUCAUUGGCAUGGGUUCGAGAGAGAAAUGAAAGAGGAUUGAAGACAGUGAGUAUAGACAGCUCAGGAAGUUUAGCUGUGUAAGUGAACACAGAGAUGAGUGGUCACUAGAAGGAGAGGUGAGCCAAGAGGGAAUGAUGGGAGAAGUUAUAAUAUGUUGAUGGUCAAGAUAGAAUGACUGAUUAAAGGGGAAUUGCUGGGGCUCUGUUCCUGAGUAGGCAAGAGCAGGUGAGAUAGAAGACAUAGGUGGAGGGAUUGGCCCUAAAUACAUGCGUGGACAGAUCCUCCUUAUGAAAAAAAGAAGGCAAAGUGUAUGAACUCACACAGUAGUAGGAGAGUAUAUAGGGUGGUACGAGUUGUGCAAAUUUCUUUUGAUUGAUUUUCUCAGUGAAAUAGGAUGAGAAUGAAGGAUAGUGAGGAAGUUAUUGGAAGUUUUUGAGAAAAGCAAAGUCAUGAAGUCCUCAAAUCCAAGCAACUGGGACACAGAAUGGACUAAGGAAAUAUGUAUGUUGAGCAGUACUAAGGAGCUGCUUUUGGCCAGUGAUCAGGAAUUUACCAAGGACUCCCACUAGCCUUCAUUCCCUGCCGAAAAACUUAAAUACUUCCACCAAAACUUGUGCCUAAUAGGCUCAAAUAAGUUUCUGGGAGAAAAGAGACACCACAUAUCAAAAAGUCUUUCUCCAUAAGACUUAUGUAAAUGUGUAAAGUGAAAGGAAAUAAAGCCUUAGGAACUGGGCAUUCAAAUCUAGUUUGGCUUAUGCACUUUGAGUCUGUGGUAAGGAAUUUAUCUGGGAAAGGUACAUUAUAUACUGCAAAAAACACAUCAAGAGUACUAAAUCAGAUUACUUGCCGGUUACGUCUUCAGACUGAUUGAAUGAUCAAGACUUAUGACAUCUAUUCACAUUGGAGUAUAAUCAGUGAAUUGAUCAGCUUGUGUAAGGGAUUGAAAUGAGACCCUUCCCUACCUUGGAAAUGGGUAGAGGGCACUAGACAGAGGGAGAGUUGUGGUCUCCACUGAGUUAGUCUUCACAGUUUACCCAGGCCAGUUUCAUCUAUAAGAACUGUGCAUGUGUAAUUAGAAGCUACUCAAAGGUGAUUUUGACACAAGCUGUCACACCAUGUGCACAGCUGAUAGGGAAUGUUGCUGUUGAAUUGCAAUGGUAAGUGAACGGUUUUUUUGUUGUUGUAUUUUGGUUGCUGGUGGAGGGAGUACUUAGCAGGAGAAAGUUGAAAUGGAUGUUUAAACCAGUUUCCAAAUGUGUUGAGUUUCUGAAUCAUAGUAUUGAUUAAAAGCAAAAAUACAUCCUUCAAAUCUGAAUCAAACAGAUUAGAUGCCAUACUGUCAUUGUAAUAUUUGCUCUGAGUUUUACAGGAGGAAUUGAAGGGUGCAAGAGUGUGUGUAUGUGUUUGUUUUGUUUGAUACACCUAAGCCCUGCUACUACUGUAGUAAUCUAAUAAAUUAGAGCUAUAUGCUUCUAAAAUAUUGAUUGCAAGACACAUUGUCACUUUUCUUCUAAUAUUUUUAUUGUUUUCUCUGUGAAUUCUAAUUGAACUAUUUGUAACUGCUUCAGAAAUAUGUUGAUGUAACCUUUUUCCUUUCUAGAUAGUAGCAAGAAAACAUGGUAGUUAUUAUUUGUGACCCUGAAGGAAAUUAACGUCCUAGAAAUUUUUAAAUGUCAGCUUGCACUUAAAGUGAUCCCUUAAUUAGGGAAUUAUAUCUUGCAUUAACCAGGAAAGGAAAAAGGAUGCAAAAUAACAAUGAAAAGCUUGUCGGAUAUGUUAAUGCUUAUUUGAAUGAAUAGGAAAAGAUCCUGUUUCAAAUAAAAUGCUAAUACCAAAAAAAAAAAAUUGAAAUCAUACAUGUGAAUAAAUUUGUUUCAAACUCUAAAUAAUGUUUUCUAACAUUUUGGUUUGACAAGAAUCCACGCAGCCUUUUAGAAAGCUCUGUUUAGACUAUAGCACAUAUUACAGAUUUGUGAUAUCACUUAAAUUUUUUUAGGGGAAAUAUUUGAGACGCCUUAAAAAAACAGCUUUUAGAGGUAGAAUUUACUUGCUGUAAAAUGUACUCAUUUUAAGUGUACAGUUAGAUGUGUUUUAUUAAAUGUAUAGAGCCACAUAUCUACCCACAGUCAAAAUAUGAAACAUGUCCAUCACCCCCAAAGGUUUUCUAUGUACCUCUGCAGUCAGGCCCCUUCCCUGAACGUUGGUCCCUGGAACCCACUGAUGUGCUUUCUGUCACCAUAGUUUUGCCUUUUCUAGAUUUUCAUAUAAAUGGAAUUAUAUAGUAUGUGGUCAUCUGUGUCUGGUUUAAGUUAGAAUAAUGCUGUUAAGUUUCAUCCAUAUUGCUGCAUGAAUCUGUAGUUUAUUCCUUUUUAUUGCUGAUUGGUAUUGCAUUGUGUGGAAUAUGCCACAAUUUCUUUAACCAUUCAUGGACUGAUAGACACCUGCGUUAUUUACAAUUUUAGGAUACUAUGUAUAAAAUUGCUACAGACAUUUUUGUAUUAAUACAAGAAUUUGUAUGGGCAUAUAUUUUCUUGGGCACAUACCUAUGCUGUCAUUCUCUGGUUUUCCAGAGUGUGUAGACUGUUUUACAUGUCCAUUAGUAUUAUUUGAGGGUUCCAGUUGUUCACCAUCCUGACCAAAACCUGAUAUUGUUAGCCUUUUUAACCUAGCCAUUCUAGUAAAUGUAUAUUAGAAUCUUAUUGUGGUUUUGGUUUAUGUUUCCCUAAUAGUAACUAAAGUGUUAAUUUAAGCAUCUUUUCCUGGGCUUAUUUGUCUUUCAUAUACCUUCACUGGUGAUAUGUUAAUUCCAAUUUUUUAUCCAAUUUAAAACAUUGGGUUGCUUUAUUAUGGGCUUGCAAGAAUGUUUUAUAUAUCUUAGAUACAAGUUAUUUAUAAUAUAUUUGGUUUGCAAACAUUAUCUUCCAAUCUGUGGCUUGCAUUUUUAUUUCCUUAAUACUGUCUUAUGAAGAGUAGAUGUGUUUAAUUUUGACAAAGUACAGUUUUUCAGUUUAUGAUUUGUGCUCUUCAAUGUCCUAUGUAAGAAACUGUUGCCUAGUCCAGGUCACAAAGAUUUUCUGUGUUCAUCUGUUUCUAGACUCUGUUCUGUUUCAUUGAUCUGUAUGUCUAACUCUCCUCCAGUACAAUAUUGUCUCGAUUACUGAACCUUUAUAGUAAGUCCUGAAAUGAGCAGCUAAUGCCAAGCCUCCAUCUUUUUCUUUUUCAAAAUUGUUUUCUUAUUCUAGUUCCUUUGCACAUCUAUAUAAAACUUAGAAUCAGUUUGUUAAUUUAUACACAGAAGCAGACUAGUUUUUAUUAGGAUUACUUUGAAUCUGUAGAGCAUUUUAGAGAAAUGUAAUCUUAAUAAUAUUGAAUUUUCCAGUCUAUGAACAUAGUAUAUCUCCCAUUUAUAUGGGUCUUUCUCUCAGUCAUGUUUUAUAGUUUGCAUUCUUGCACAUAUUUUAUAAAAUUUACAAGUGUUUCAUAACUUUGAUAUUGUAAAUGGUGUUUUUAAAAUUUCAGUGUUCCAAAGAAGGAAACAGCAGACACUGCGGUCUACUUGACAAGGGAGGGUGGGAGGAGGGAGAAGAGAUAACUAUUGGGUACUGGACUUAAUAACUGGGUGAUGAAAUAAUAUGUACAACAAACCCUCAUGACGUAUGUUUACCUAUGUAACAAACCUUCACAUGUAUACCCAAAGCUAAAAGUUAAAAAAAAUAAAAUUUCAGUGUUCAGUUAUUCAUUACUAGUAUCCAGAAAUAGAUUUAAUAAUGAACUUGUAUCCUGUAACCUUGCUAAAUCUACUUACCAGUUCUAGUAGUUUUGUAGACCCCUAAGGAUUCUCUACAUCAUAGUUUGUGAAUAAAGAGUUUUACUUUUCCUUUUUAA
Messenger RNA from Homo sapiens (human), 13816 nucleotides. RefSeq names its product lysocardiolipin acyltransferase 1 (gene LCLAT1). Gene Ontology annotation, biological process: CDP-diacylglycerol biosynthetic process. Bases 200 to 1126 code for a protein of 308 amino acids. Gene Ontology annotation, molecular function: 1-acylglycerol-3-phosphate O-acyltransferase activity; acyltransferase activity. The transcript has 7 exons. The record is from RefSeq and is a predicted model, not a curated record. NCBI's taxonomy places the organism in Eukaryota, Metazoa, Chordata, Mammalia, Primates, Hominidae. Gene Ontology annotation, cellular component: endoplasmic reticulum; endoplasmic reticulum membrane.